UUCGAUCCGUCUCAACUCACUCAUCCAUCACUUUUGUCUGCGUGUCACUCCGUCAGUUAAUACGCAGACUUGAGUGCCACCCAAGUCGAUCCAUUCACCAAAGGCUCUUCGGGGCUCCAAAUCCGCGUCGGCAAAUCCUUCCGAGAAUGAAGGCCGCUCGAUCCGAUCGUCAGGUCUAUAAAAGACCUCGUCGAGAUGGUUGGGUGCUCAUUUCCUUGCGGAUACCCCACUGACUUUGAGAGUUGUUGUUUCCAACGGUAGAUCAAAGCAGAGAGUCCAAUGCAACGCCUCAGGUUAACCCAAUCCUUCGUGGUCGUCAUUUCGGCCUUGCUUUUUUUGUCACACAUAUCUGAAAGCUAUGUGGUGAAUUCUGCGGGUUAUUGGCCCACAUCCAGGGAUGAUGUGGAGCCGGCCAGUGUAUCCUCUCCUGAAGAGUUCUCUCCGCCUUUGGCCGAAGAGGAGCCCGCCUACCCGUUGUGCCCCACCCAUCCGUCGUGUUGGCAAAACGUAUUCAAGUACCCGGCCAUGGCGGCGGUCAUCCUCCAGGCCAUUCAAAAUGGCCAGGUCGUUCAACAACGCCAAAGCCGAUCACUGGGAUCAGGACAGAGACGAUUCCAUUCCGCCUUUGACCGAUUCUCCAAAAAGUCCCGCUUUGGGACGGUCCGACUGACACGAAAGUAAGGGCGAAGAGCCCUUCUCAAGGUUGCCUGAGUGCCAAGAUGUUCCUUGUGUGGAACAAUGGACCAAUUAUCCCAUUAACACAGUGGCACAAUCCAUCUCUCCCAAUGAGCCGCCCUCCUCUCUGUCCCUUUGCUGAAUUAUUAUGAACAACAACCAUCCAAGAACUGACAAUGAACAAGACAACAACAACAACAUCAACUCUGGAGCAACCUGAACCCAUUCUGACGCGCUUAAUUGAAGCUGUUCCAAACAGAAAUUUAAAUAUAUUCAUUGGCCCCCA
Molecule: messenger RNA, 961 nt
Organism: Tigriopus californicus
Lineage: Eukaryota; Metazoa; Arthropoda; Copepoda; Harpacticoida; Harpacticidae
Exons: 3
Coding region: 280-681 (133 amino acids)
Source: RefSeq, a predicted model, not a curated record